AGAAGAGGGUGGGGGGGGGGUGGGGAGGGAGAGCAAUCCGUUUGGGGCUUCUUGAACGUGGAAUUUCUGCUGAUUUCAUGCGUGAGUGAAUGGGAAUUUUAGCUCGAGAGGCAAUCGCUAAUGCCUCCGAUCGUAAGGUCGGUGGAUUCGUCUCGAUCUUGGAACUAUCCGACCAUGUUUUGCCUCAUCUUCUUGGGAUUGUUGGAGUGAGAUGGUGGAUACGGCGUUGGCCAAGGGGGAAAUGAAUGCGUGUCUUACUCUUGUUUUGAUCGAUUAUUCUUCUUCUUUUCACAUCAUUUUUCCUCUUUCUUGUUCCCCCUUUUGAUCUUAUGUUGUGUAACGAGGCGUUUAAUUUCUGUUUCAAUCCUUUGCCUUUCUUGGAUGGGAUCAUAAAGUUGGGGAUGACCUAUUUUUGUCCCUAAUUUGUUGUGUGUGAUUGAUGAUGUUUUUUUUUUUUUGGUGCGUGUGUGUUUAUUUUUCUGUUUUAUUUAUAAAUAAGCCAAAUUGGUAAACUAAGUCUUUUUUUACUCUGCAUUUCGAUCUUUUAUUGUGGGAUGAAGGUUGUCGAUCAUUUCUCGAGGAUUUGUUGUACUUAGUGCUGUGUUCCCACCUUCUUCAUCCCCCUCCCCCCCCCCCCUUUUUUUUACCCCCUUUCGAUCUAUUGGAGAUGCAGAAAGUAAUUUGUUAUGGUUUUGGUUCCUAAGGUGAAGAAAAACAUGGGAAAAGGGUUCCUGUGGAUCUUGAUUGUCUUUUUUGAUACCUUCCAAUCAGCAACACCUUUCUGCUGAGUUAGAGUUGAAUGCUCAUCCCCCUACCGAUUCCUUUCGAUAGCUGAGUAUUCUCUCCCGGUUGUUGAUACCAGUCCUACAUGGAUUUCAUUGUUGGUAAAUUUAGGGCCAUGGUAUUGGAGUGUGCUAAAUUGUUGAUUUUAAGGCAUCACAUGUACCAUAAUUCACCUACACCUGACUAGUCGCAGUGGAAGUGUAGAUUAGUAUUUGGCUUUGCGUCAUAUUGCUCAUAAGCUUUAUAGGACUGGAUAAUGUGGGUGUGGAAUUAGACUUGUUAGGGAAGCUCAUGAGGAAAUUAAUUCCUCUGAUUAGUUAUGCAGAAGUACUAUUAUGUGGCUGGAUGAAUAGGCAUGUUCCUUGAGGGUGAUAACACUGAGUCAGCAGCCAGCAUUUAGAGGAAACAAUAAGAGAAGGUAAAGAAGAGUCAAGUUUAGGCACCUAUACGUUGCAACAAUGGGUUUUCCUCAGGUACUGCCAGAAGAAGAUGAUGGAGAAGCAAGAUCACCAAGCACAUUCGUGUCAUCUCUGCCUCGAUGUUACGGUGUUAGCAGCUGCGACUUGGAUGGGUUUCAUGCAGGAAGCACAAAUUGUAACAGCGCAGGAGAUUUUUCAUAUUCACCUAUCUGUGAUUUUCAGAGAAAAUCCACCUUGGAAAACUCAGAAGAAAUGGAUUGGCUAUUGGAACAUAGAAAUUCCAAUGGUGCAGCUGUAGAGCUUCAAGGUCUGAAGUUUGACACCAAUAGUGCAAAUGACAAGUUGACACCUAAGUUCUGUCACAGCAUUCAGAAGCCUCUAGUUAGGGUUGUUGGUUUCGGAUCAGGCCAGCUGGGUUCCUCUGUUAAUGGUUUUAAUAAUGUACUAGUAGAACAAAUUAAUUCUUCUAUGGCCCUUGACAAGUCUAAUUUAUCAAAUGAUUCCCAUGGGCUGCAACCACGGAAACGUUUGUUGUCUCCUCUGAACAGUACACUCAGGAAGCAGUUCCAUGGUGAUUUGCUAGACAUCAAUUCUGUUAAUACUCAGCUCGAUUUCUGUGGCUUGAGUGGAAAUCAUAGUCUGUUCUCUUCACAUGAUCAUAAGAAACCGAAUGUUGGAGUAGUUGAAAAAAAUCCAGACUGGCCUCUUUCAAAAUGCUCAAAUCUGCACAGUUUAUCAGAUGCCAAUGUAUUGACUUUUGAUGGUUUAAGUGAUGGGCCUGUUUUUGAUAACAAGGAUUGUUCUUAUUCUCGUUGUUUAUCUGUAGGAGGGCUUGAUCAAAAAAAUAAGCUAAGACCUUUUGCUGGAACAAUAGUCGUAUCUCCAGAGAAGGUACUCUCAACACCUUUUUCGUUGUCCCCUCUCGGUCCUAGAUGGUCUAGAGGAAUGAAAAAUCCAGGAGUCCAGAGGAACAUCCUGAAGGAUAUUGAAAGUGACUUUUCAGUUCUGAAGGGCAUUGAAGGUUCAAAUGGUGGAAGCAGAACUGAAAUAUUGUUCUUGCCUGAAGAUGUUGAUUUCAGGGCAUCAAGUACAUUUGAAGAACCUAGCAUUUUACAUGAUGAGAUGGAUACAUUUACAGCUUUUGGUAGAGGCCAUAAGGGCUGGAAUGGUGGUCCUAAGUCUGUGCCUGCACCUCAUUGCAUGAAUCAUAUAAGAGGCUCAAGCAUGGUGCCUGUGAGGAGGUCAUUAGUUGGUUCCUUUGAAGAAUCUCUCAUAUCUGGUCGAUUCUCAUCUGGGAAGGUCUGUCAGAGCUUCAAUGGUUUUCUGGCUGUACUAAACAUCACUGGUGGUAAUUUUUCACCACCAUCUCAGAAACUUCCUUUCUCUGUGAUGAGUGUUGAUAAUGAUAGCUCACUGUUGUACUAUGCAUCAAUUGAUCUUGCUGGAGCCUUGCCUUCUAGUAAGUGUAGAGGCCCAAAAUUAACAAGAAGCCUGAGCAACGAUUCUGGAGUAGCAAAAAGUCGGUUGCGCAUUCCUAUGAAAGGACGCAUACAACUGGUCCUUAGCAAUCCUGAGAUGACCCCUCUCCACACUUUUUUCUGCAACUAUGAUUUGAGUGACAUGCCUCCAGGAACAAAGCAGACAUUCUUACGUCAGAAGGCCACUCUUGCUUCUUAUGAAUCCUCAACUAAUCUGGCAAAAGGAACCGACAACCAUAACAUUGAAGCAGCUUGUAUUACUAUGGCAAAGUCCAGUGAAACUGGCCAUGGAGAGUGUUAUGGUUGUGUGCGUAAUGAUGAAACUCAACACUGUGAAUCAGCUACUAAAUCACGAAGCACAAAGGAGAGAAGCUCAGAGUUGUUCUCAUCUGGGGACUUUCAUGGAUUACCAAAUAGAUUUAAUUAUGUCAUGGACUCUAGAGAUAACAGUGGGCUCAACAAGAGUAACCAAUAUAAGAAAAUUGAAGAGGGUAAUUGUUGUCAGAUAGAUAUGUGCCGUUUAGCUAGCACAAAAUCUGUUCAUAGCUCUUUGAAGGUCAAUGAUAAUACUUCUGGUGCUCUCCGUUACGCACUUCAUCUGCGCUUUCUGUGCCUCUCCACUAGAAAAUCAUCCAAGUCACUACAGAGAUGCAAAUCUGACCCUGAUUCGGUCCCCAUAACAAACAAUAUAGAAACUAUGGGAGGGCGUCGAUUCUAUUUGUAUAAUGAUCUCAGGGUUGUGUUUCCUCAACGGCACUCAGAUACAGAUGAGGGCAAGUUGCGGGUGGAGCACCACUUUCCAGCAGAUCCAAAGUACUUCGACUUGAGCAAUUGACAAAGCUUCUUGUUUGCCUCCUCGGGCAUUCCCUGGCAAACAAACUGUACAUACCACUGACCACCUCAGUCACCUCAUCCCCCCAUGUUGUACAGAAUUUUCUUUCUUUGAUGAAUAAAAUUGUACGUAGAUCUUCUCCGGUCC
Molecule: messenger RNA, 3659 nt
Organism: Musa acuminata AAA Group (dessert banana)
Lineage: Eukaryota; Viridiplantae; Streptophyta; Magnoliopsida; Zingiberales; Musaceae
Exons: 7
Coding region: 1242-3515 (757 amino acids)
Source: RefSeq, a predicted model, not a curated record